This is a messenger RNA of Geodia barretti, 2014 nucleotides long. NCBI's taxonomy places the organism in Eukaryota, Metazoa, Porifera, Demospongiae, Tetractinellida, Geodiidae. The record is from the annotation of a GenBank genome assembly.
ACGUGGGCGUUCCCUACUCUUCAGCUCUCGAUCUCCAUCUUCUCUUGUUCUGCUUAGCUAUUGCUGCCGCACGGUGCGGAUGAGAGAUGGCUCUUAGAGGUCUUAGAGUCGUGGAAAUGGCUGGACUGGCGCCUGCUCCACUUGCCGGCAUGAUACUAGCUGAUUUCGGUGCGUCGGUUAUACGCGUGGAUAAGACCAACCAACCAUCCGUAGUCCUGGAUACAUUAGCAAGAAACAAGCGCUCCAUUGCAGUCAACCUGAAGCAGAGGGCGGGCGUGGAGAUAGUGCAGGACCUGUGCACGACGGCAGACGUCCUCCUCGAGCCGUACAGACCAGGAGUGAUGGAGAAGCUGGGGCUGGGGCCGCAGGUCUGCCUGGCACGCAACCCUCGACUGGUGUACGCCAGAUUGACAGGGUUUGGGCAGACGGGCUCCCUGGCCCACAGGGCUGGCCACGACAUUAACUACCUGGCCAUUUCUGGUGUUCUGUCGAUGCUUGGCAGGAAAGAGAGCAACCCAGUCCCUCCAAUCAACCUGUUGGCAGAUUUUGCUGGCGGAAGUCUUGUGUGCGUGGUCGGGAUUCUAAUGGCACUGCUGGAAAGAACGUUCUCAAACAAAGGUCAGGUGGUGGAUUCAGCGAUGGUGGACGGUGUGGCUUAUCUUAGCUCUUUUCUCCUCAACACGCAAAAGAUAGGGAUUUGGACAGGUGAUAGAGGAAGCAAUAUGCUGGACAGUGGAGCUCACUUCUAUGAUACGUAUCGCACUUCAGAUGGGAAGUAUAUGUCUGUUGGUGCCCUAGAGCCACAGUUCUACCAGGCACUGUUGGAAGGGUUGGGUAUUUCAGAUGAAGACCUUCCCCCACAGAUGGACUACACAACUUGGCCCAGCAUGAAGGAGAGAUUCGGAGCACUGUUUGCUACCAAGACACAGGCACAAUGGACAGCCAUAUUCAGAGACGUUGAUGCUUGUGUGGAGCCAGUUCUUUCAAUGGAAGAGGCUGCAGCACAUCCUCAUAACAGGCAAAGGAGCAUCCACAUGCAUCACAGGGAAGGAAACUUUGAGUCAAUGCCAGCUCCAAAGCUAGACAGAACCCCAGCCAGCCCAGGGAGCUUUGCCCAGCCUGAGGUGGGGCAGCACACUGUGGAGAUCCUGAAAGAGUUGAAUUGUUCCAACAAGGUAGUGGAGGAGCUACUUGCUUCAAAUACAGUGUUCCAGAGCAAGUCCAGAGCGAACCUAUAGCCUACGUUUAUAGCACCAUUCACCGUCUCAGAAUCAGUGUAAUAGGUGAUAUUGUACAGAAAAUAAAAAAGAUCAAAGAGAAACACAAAAUUGUAUAUACAGUGGGAUGGCAGUGUGCAGCAGACAAGCUUUGCAUUGCAAUGUGCUAGAGAUAAAUAUUAUAGCUCCCCUCCAAUGAUACACGGCCACAGUGCUCUGGUGAAGUGUAAAAACACAUACCACCUUUUUGCUGGCAAGGCAAACGACUAGUACCCAGGUUGCCUUAGUCUUCUAAUGAGUCGAACGUCCCGAGGCAUGAGUGUGACUCGGCGGGCGUGCACGGAGCAGAGGUAGGCGUCCGAGAGAAGAUGGACCAGGUAGGCCUCGGACGCCUCCUGUAGGCACUCUAUCGCCGCCUUCUGCCACCUGAACUCCAUCCCCGCAGGGUGACGGAGGAGAAGUAUCUCUCGCACCAGCCGCGCGAAUGGCGCCUUCCGGAUGAGGAGGUUCGUGGAGCGCUGGUAGUGCCGUAUCUCCUUCAGCGCCAGGACCCCCGGUCGAUGCCUCGCUCUGGCCGGAGUCGCCUGCUUCCGAGACCGAGACCUGCCGGACGGUGUUGUCGCGCCAGCGACCUGUGUUCCCCUGGUCAUGGCUUUUCCCGUAGAGUGCCUUGUUCUUUCCGGAUCUCUUCCUUCCUCUCAGAGCUUCUACUUUCUCUCGCUCACGGCGUCAGAAACUCUGGUAACACCCAACCGCCGCCAUCUUUUCUGGAUGGACGCGACCCUAACCGACCAAUC